AUGCAAACAGUCUGCCGCUCUUUUCUUCCCCCCCCUGCCCUCUUACUCUCUCCCUCUCCCUACAUAAAUAUAGACAAUGUUUUUUUAAUGUUAUUCUUGGCUGUUUCACAUUAUCCUCUCGUUGUUCUCUUUUACUCUCUCUCUCUCUCUCUCUCUCUCUCUCUCUCUCACGUAGAAUUCCUUAAGGUUUUCUUCUCGCUUCUCGUCGAUAGAAUUCUCUUUAAGGUUUGUUUUUUUUCUCUCGUCAGUAGUUUCUUCUUUUUCCCGCUUCUCGUCGAUAGAAUUCUCUUAAGGUUUCUUCUUUCCCCUUCUCGUUUCUUCUUCCCGCUUCUCGUCAGUAGAAUUCUCUUAAGGUUUUUCUUCUUUCCCGUUUCUUCUUUUCUCGUCGAUAGAAUUCUCUUAAGGUUUCUUCUUCCCGCUUCUCUAGAAUCGUCGAUAGAAUUCUUAAGGUUUCUUCUUUCCCUUCUCGUCGAUAGAAUUCUCUUAGGUUUCUUCUUUCUCUCGUCAGUAGGUUUAAGGUUUCUUUUCCCGCUUCUCGUCGAUAGAAUUCUCUUAAGGUUUUUUUCUUUCCGCUUUCUCGUCAGUAGAAUUCUCUUAAGGUUUCUUCUUUCCCCGCUUCUCGUUUCUUCUUUCGUCGAUAGAAUUCUCUUAAGGUUUCUUCUUUCUCGCUUCUCGUCAGUAGAAUUCUCUGGAGGUUUCUUCUUCCCGCUUCUCGUCAGUAGAAUUCUCUUAAGGUUUUUCUUUCCCGCUUCUCGUUUCUUCUUUUCCCGCUUCUCGUCAGUAGAAUUCUCUAAGGUUUCUUCUUUCCCGCUUCUCGUCAGUAGAAUUCUCUUAAGGUUUCUUCUUUCCCGCUUCUCGUCAAAUUCUCUUAAGGUUUCUUCUUUCCCGCUUCUCGUCAGUAGAAUUUCUCUUAAGGUUUCUUCUUUCCCGCUUCUCGUCGAUAGAAUUCUCUUAAGUUUCUUCUUCUUUCCCCCUUCUCAAUCUCUUAAGGUUUCUUCUUUCCCGCUUCUCGUCGAUAGAAUUCUCUUAGGUUUCUUCUUUCCUUCUUCGUCAAAGGUUUCUUCUUUCUUAAGUAGAAUUUCUUUUCUUUUCCCGCUUCUCGUCGAUAGAAUUCUCUUAAGGUUUCUUCUUUCCCGCUUCUCGUCAGAUAGAAUUCUCUUAAGGUUUCUUCUUUCCCGCUUCUCGUCAGUCGAGAAUUCUCUUAAGGUUUCUUCUUUCCCGCUUCUCGUUUCUUCUUUCCCGCUUCUCGUCGAUGGGAAUUCUCUUAAGGUUUCUUCUUUCCCGCUUCUCGUCAGUAGAAUUCUCUUAAGGUUUCUUUCUUUCCUUCUCGUCAUAGAAUUUCUUAAGGUUUCUUCUUUCCCGCUUCUCGUCAGUAGAAUUCUCUUAAGGUUUCUUCUUUCUUCUCGUUUCUUCUUUCCGCUUCUCGUCAGUAGAAUUCUCUUUAAGGUUUCUUCUUUCCCGCUUCUCGUCAGUAGAAUUCUCUUAAGGUUUCUUCUUUCCCGCUUCUCGUCAGUAGAAUUUCUCUUGUUUCUUCUUUCCCGCUUCUCUAGAAUUCUCUUCUUUCUUCUUUCCCGCUUCUCGUCGAUAGAUUCUCUUAAAGGUUUUUUCUUUCCGCUUCUCGUCAGUAGAAUUCUCUUAAGGUUUCUUCUUUCCCGCUUCUCUAGAAUUCUCUUAAGGUUUCUUCUUUCCCGCUUCUCGUCAGUAGAAUUCUUAAUUCUCUUAAGGGUUUCUUCUUUCCGCUUCUCGUCGAGUAGAAUUCUCUUAAGGUUUCUUCUUUUUCCGCUUCUCGUCAGUAGAAUUCUCUUAAGGUUUCUUCUUUCCCGUUUCUCGUCAGUAGAAAUUCUCUUAAGGUUUCUUCUUUCCGCUUCUCGUUUCUUCUUUCCGCUUCUCGUCGAUAGAAUUCUUUCUUCAGUAGUUUCUUCUGUUUCUUCUUUCCCGCUUCUCGUUUCUUCUUUCUUUCUCGUCAGUAGAAUUCUCUUAAGGUUUCUUCUUUUCCGCUUCUCGUCAGUAGAAUUCUCUAAGGUUUCUUCUUUCCGCUUCUCGUCAGUAGAUUCUCUUAAGGUUUCUUCUUUAAGCUUUCGUCUUUCCUCUUGGGUUUCUUCUUUCCGCUUCUCGUCAAAUUCUCUUAAGGUUUCUUCUUUCCCGCUUCUCGUCAGUAGAAUUCUCUUAAGGUUUCUUCUUUCCCGCUUCUCGUCAGAUAGAAUUCUCUUAAGGUUUCUUCUUUCCCGCUUCUCGUCGAGUAGAAUUCUCUUAAGGUUUUCUUCUUUUCCUGCUUCGUCAGUUUCUUCUUUCCCGCUUCUCGUCGAUAGAAUUCUCUUAAAGGUUUCUUCUUUCCCGCUUCUCGUCGAUAGAAUUCUCUUAAGGUUUCUUCUUUCCCUUCUCAAUUCUCUUAAGGUUUCUUCUUUCCUGCUUCUCGUCAGUAGAAUUCUCUUAAGGUUUCUUCUUUCCCUUCUCGUUUCUUUCGUUUCCCGUUUCUUCUUCUCGUCAGUAGAAGAAUUCUCUUCCUUCUCGUCAGGUUUCUUCUUUCCGCUUCUCGUCAGUAGAAUUCUCUUAAGGUUUUUCUUUCCCGCUUUCGUCGAUAGAAUUCUCUUAGGUUUCUUCUUUCCGCUUCUCGUCAGUAGAAUUCUCUUAGGUUUCUUCUUUCCCGCUUCUCUAGAAUUCUUUAAGGUUUCUUCUUUCCCGCUUCUCGUCGAUAGAAUUCUCUUAAGGUUUUCUUUCUUUUCGUCCUUAAGGUUUCUUCUUUCUCGUUUCUUUCUUUCCGCUUCUCGUCGUAGAAUUCUCUUAAGGUUUCUUCUUUCCCCUUCUCGUCUUCUCGUAGUUUCUUCUUUCCCGCUUCUCGUCAGUAGAAUUCUCUUAGGUUUCUUCUUUCCGCUUCUCGUCAGUUUCUUCUUUCCCCUUCUCGUCAGUAGAGGUUUCUUUCUCUUAAGGUUUCUUCUUCUUUCCCGCUUCUCUAGAAUUCUCUUAAGGUUUCUUCUUUCCCUUCUCGUCAGUAGAAUUCUCUUCUUCUUUCCGUCGAUAGUUUCUUUUUUCUUUCCGCUUCUCGUCAGUAGAAUUCUCUUAAGGUUUCUUCUUUCCCUUUCGUCGAUAGAAUUUCUUAGAAUUCUCUUAGGUUUCUUCUUUCCGCUUCUCGUCAGUAGAAUUCUCUUAAGGUUUCUUCUUUCCCGCUUCUCGUCAGUAAAUUCUCUUAAGGUUUCUUCUUUCCGCUUCUCGUCAGUUUCUUCUUUCUUCUUUCUCGUCGUCGAUAGAAUUCUCUUAAGGUUUCUUCUUUCCGCUUUUCGUUCUUCUUUCCCUUCUUCGUCGAUAGUCUUAGUUUCUUCUUCCCGCUUUCUCUUCCACUUCUCGGAAUUUCUUAAGGUUUUUCUUCCGCUUCUCGUCGAUAGUAUUCUCUUAAGGUUUCUUCUUUUCCUUCUCGUCGAUAGAAUUCUCUUAAGGUUUCUUCUUCCCCUUCUCGUCAGUAGAAUUCUCUUAAGGUUUCUUCUUUCCUUCUCGUCGGAAUUUCUUAAGGUUUUCUUUUCCCGCUUCUCAAUUCUCUUGUUCUUUUCUUCUUUCCCGCUUCUCGUCAGUAGAAUUUCUCUUAUGUUUUUCUUCCUGCUUCGUCAGGUUUCUUCUUUCCGCUUCUCGUCAGAUAGAAUUCUCUUAAGGUUUGUUUCUUCAGUAGUUUCCCUUCUCGUCAGUAGAAUUCUCUUAAGGUUUCUUUUUCUCGUUUCUUCUCUUAAGGUUUCUUCUUUCCCCUUCUCGUCAGUGGGAAUUCUCUUCAGUAGGUUUCUUCUUUCCCCUUCUCGUCGGUCAAGGUUUCAAUUCUCUUCGAUAGGUUUCUUAAGGUUUCUUCUUCCCGCUUCUCGUCGAAUUCUCUUAAGGUUUAUUCUUUCCUGCUUAUCGUCUCUUAAGGUUUUUCUUCUUUCCCGCUUCUCUAUAAUUCUCUUAAUGGUUUCUUCUUUCCCGCUUCUCGUCGAUAGAAUUCUUUGUUUCUUCUUUCCCGUCAGUAGAAUUUCUUUAAGGUUUCUUUCCCUUCUCGUCGAUAGAAUUCUCUUAAGGUUUCUUCUUUUUCCCGCUUCUCGUUUCUUCUUCCCGUUUUCGUCAGUAGAAUUCUCUUAUGUUUCUUCUUUCCCGCUUCUCGUCGAUAGAAUUCUCUUAAGAAUUUCUCUUAAGGUUUCUUCUUUCCCGCUUCUCUGCUUCGAUAGAAUUCUCUUAAGGUUUCUUCUUUCUUCUCGUCAGUCGUAUUCUCUUAAGGUUUCUUCUUUCUCGUCAGUAGAAUUUCUUAAGGUUUCUUUCUUUCCCUUCUCGUCAGUAGUUUCUUCUCGUCAGUUUCUCUUAAGUUUUUCUUCUUUUCUUCUCGUCAGUAGAAUUCUCUUCCAAGGUUUCUUCUUUCCCGCUUCUCGUUUUCUUUCCCUUCUCGUCGAUAGAAUUCUCUUAAGGUUUCUUCUUUCCCGCUUCUCGUCAGUAGAUUCUCUUGGUUUCUUCUUUCCGCUUCUCGUCAGUAGAAUUCUCUUGUUUUCUUCUUCCCCCUUCUCAAUUCUCUUAAGGUUUCUUUUUCCCGCUUCGUCAGUAGAAUUCUCUUGGGUUUCGUCAGUGAUAGAAUUCUAUUCUUUCCCGCUUCUCGUCGAUAGAAUUCUCUUUCAAGGUUUUUUUUACCUUCUUCUCAAUUCUCUUAACGUUCUUCUUUCGCUUCUCGUCAGUAGAAUUCUCUUAGAAUUUUUCUUUUGCUUUUCUUUCCUUUCGUCCUUCUCGUCAGUAGAGAUUCUCUUAAGGUUUCUUCUUCCCUUCUCGUCGAUAGAAUUCUCUAAGGUUCUUCUUUUCUUCUCGUCAGUAGAAUUUGGUUUCUUCUUCCCGCUUCUCGUCGAUAGAAAUAGGAAGGUUUCUUCUUCCUUCGUCAGUAGAAUUCUCUUAAGGUUUCUUCUUUCCCUUCUCGUCAGUAGAAUUCUCUUAAGGUUUCUUCUUUCCCUUCUCGUUUCUUCUUCUUUUCUUUCGUCGAUAGGGAUUCUCUUAAGGUUUCUUCUUCUUCUCGUCGGUAGAAUUCUCAGGUUUCUUCUUUUCCGCUUCUCAUCGAUAGAAAUUCUCUUCGUCAGUAAGAGUUUCUUUCUUCCCGCUUCUCGUCAGAUAGUUUCUUCUUUCCGCUUCUCGUCGAUAGAACCUCGGUUGUUUCUUUUCUCUUUCCUGCUUCUCGUCGAUAGAAUUUCUCUUGAGGUUUUUCUUCCGCUUCUCGUCAGUAGAAUUCUCUUAGGUUUCUUCUUUCCCGCUUCUCGUUUCUUCUUUCCCCUUCUCGUCGAUAGAAUUCUCUUAAGGUUUGUUCUUUUCUUCUCGUUUAUUCCCUUCUCGUCGUCAGUAUUUCUUAAAUUCUCUUAUAGGAAUUCUCUUAAGGUUUGUUCUUUCCCGCUUCUCGUCAGUCGAAUUCUCUUAGGUUCUUCUUUUCCGCUUCUCGUCAGUAGAAUUCUCUUAAGGUUUCUUUCCCGCUUUCGUCGAAUUCUCUUAAGGUUUCUUCUUUCCCUUCUCGUCAGUAGAAUUCUCUUAAGGUUUCUUCUUUUUCCCUUUCCUCGUAGAGAUUCUCUUAAGGUUUCUUCUUUCACUUUCAGUAGAAUUCUCUUAAGGUUCUUCUUUCUCAAUUCUCUUAAGGGUUUUCUUCUUUUCUUUUCCCUUCUCGUCAGUAGAAUUCUCUUAAGGUUUCUUCUUUCCCUUCUCGUCGAUAGAAUUCUCUUCGGGUUUUCUUCUUCCCGCUUCUCAUUCUCUUCCUCGUCGUCAGUAGAAAUUCUCUUAGGGUUUUCUUCUUUUCCGCUUCUCGUCGGUAAAAUUCUCUUAAGGUUUCUUUUUCCCCUUCUCGUCAGUAGAAUUCUCUUGGGUUUCUUCUUUCCCGCUUUCUCGUCGUCAGUUUUCUUCUUUCUUCUCGUGGUAAAUUUUCUGGUUUCUUCUUUCCCUUCUCGUCUAGAAUUCUCUUGGGUUUCUUUCCCUUCUCGUCGAUGGACUUCUCUUAAGGUUUAUUUCUCGUCAAUAGUAUUCUUAAGGUUUUCUUCUUUCCCGCUUCUCGUCAGUAGAAUUCUCUUAAGGUUUCUUCUUCCCUUCUCGUUUCUUCUUUCCUUCUCGUCAGUGAAUUCUCUUAAGGUUUCUUCUUUCCCGCUUCUCGUCAGGUUUCUUCUUUCCCCUUCUCGUCAUGGGAAUUCUCUUAAGGUUUCUUCUUUCCUUCUCGUCAGUAGAAUUCUCUUAAGGUUUCUUCUUUCCCCCUCGUCAGUCGAUUCUCUUAAGAUUUCUUCUCUUAAGAUUCUCUUGGGGUUUCUUCUUUCCCGCUUCUCGUCGAUAGAGAUUCUCUUAGGUUUUCUUCUUUCCCUUCUCGUCGUCAAGAAUUCUCUUACGGGUUUCUUCUUUCCCGCUUCUCGUUUCUUCUUCCCUUCUCGUCAGUGGAAUUCUCUUAAGGUUUCUUCUUUCCCGCUUCUCGUCGAUAGAAUUCUCUUAAGGUUUCUUUUUUCCGCUUCUCGUUUCUUCUUUCCGCUUCUCGUGGUUUCUUCUUUCCCUUCUUCAGUAGUAUUCUCUUGGUUUCUUUUUCCCGCUUCUCGUCAGGUGAGAUUCUCUUGGGGUUUUCUUUUCCCGCUUCUCGUCGAUAGAAUUCUCUUAAAGGUUUCUUCUUUCUCGCUUCUCGUCAGUUUCUUCUUUCCCUUCUCGUCGAUAGAAUUCUCAAAGUUUUCUUUUUCUUCUUUCGAUAGAAAUUCUCUUAAGGUUUCUUCUCACUUUCGUCAGUGGAAUUCUCUUAGGUUUCUUCUUUCCUUCUUCUCGUCAGUAGAAUUCUCUUCUCGGUUUCUUAAGGUUUCUUUUCCCGCUUCUCGUUUUCUUCUUUCCCUUCUCGUCAGUGAAAUUCUCUUAGGUUUCUUCUUUCCCCUUCUCGUCAGUAGGAAUUCUCUUAGUUUCUUCUUUCCCCUUCUCGUCGUUAGAAUUCUCUUAAAGGUUUGUUCUUUCCCGCUUCUCGUUUCUUCUUUCUUCUCGUCGAUAGAAGGUUUCUUCUUUUCUCUUCAAAUUUCUUGGGUUCUUCUUUCCCUUCUCGUCGAUAGAAAUUCUCUUGGGGUUCUCGUUCUUUCUCUUAGUUUUCUUCUCGUCUCGUCAAUAGAUUCUGUUUCUUCUUUCCCGCUUCUCGUCAGUAGGAAUUCUCUUAAUGUUUCUUCUUUCCCCUUCUCGUUGUUAGAAUUUCUCUUAAGGUUUUUCUUUCCUCGCUUCUCGUCGAGGAAUUCUCUUGGGUUUCUUCUUUUCCUUCUCGUCGUCAUUCUAAGAAUUCUCUUGGGGUUUCUUCUUUCCCUUCUCGUCAGUAGAUAUUCUCUUAAGGUUUCUUCUUUCUUCUCGUCAGUAGAAUUCUCGUUUCUUCUUUUCCCGCUCUCGUCGAUGGAUUCUCUUAGGUUUCUUCUUUCCCUUCUCGUCAUAGGAAUUCUCUUAAGGUUUCUUCUUUCCCUUCGUGAUUCUCAGGUUUCUUCUUUCCCUUCUCUUAUGGUUUCUUCUUUCCCCUUCUCGUCCAGUAGAAUUCUCUUAAGGUUUCUUCUUUCCCGCUUCUCGUCGAGUUUCAUUCUUUUCCCUUCUCGUCAUAAGUAUUCUCUUAAGGUUUCUUCUUUCCUUCUCGUCGUUAGAAUUCUCUUAGGUUUGUUCUUUCCCUUCUCGUCAGGAAUUCUCGUUUCUUCUUUCCCGCUUCUCAUCAGUAGAAUUCUCUUAAGGUUUUCUUUUCUUCUCGUCGAUAGGAAUUCUCUUAGGUUUCUUCUUUCCGCUUCUCGUGGUAGAAUUCUCUUAAGUUUCUUCUUUCCCGCUUCUCGUCAGUUUCUUCUUUUUCUUCUUUCCCUUCUCGUCAGUAGAAUUCUCUUAAGUUUUCUUCUUUUUCCAAUUCUCUUAAGGUUUGUUUCUUUCCGCUUCUCGUCAGUAGAAUUCCUCUUAAGGUUCUUUUUCUUCUUUUCCGUUUCUUCUUUUCCCUUCUCGUCGGUAGAAUUUCUUAAGGUUUCUUCUUUCCCUUCUCGUCAUUUUCUCGUCUUCUCGUCGAUAAAUUCUCUUAGGUUUCUUCUUUCCCUUCUCGUCAGUAAAAUUCUCUUGGUUUCUUCUUUCCCCUUCUCGUCGGUAGAGAUUCUCUUGGGUUUUCUUCUUUCCGCUUCUCGUUGUGGAAUUCUCUUAGGUUUCUUCUUUCCCCGCUUCUCGUCAGUAGAGAUUCUCUUAAGGUUUCUUCUUUCCCUUCUCGUCGAUAGGAAUUCUCUUAAGGGUUUCUUUCUUUUUCUCUUGAGUUUCUUCUUUCCCGCUUCUCGUUUCUUCUUUCUCUCGUCGAUGAAUUCUCUUAGUUUUCUUCUUUCCCGCUUCGUCAGUGGGAAUUCUCUUAAGGUUUCUUCUUUCUCGCUUCUCGUCAGUAGAAUUCUCUUAAGGUUUCUUCUUUUCCGCUUCUCGUCGAUGGGUAUUCUCUUAAGGUUUUCUUCUUCCCGCUUCUCGUCAGUGAAUUCUUUUGGGUUUCUUCUUUCUCGCUUCUCGGGUUUUCUUCUUUCCUUCCUUCUCGUCGAUAGAAUUCUCUUAAGGUUUGUUUCUUUCCCUUCUCGUCCAGUUUCUUCUUUCCCGCUUCUCGUCAGUAAAUUCUCUAAGGUUUUCUUCUUUCCCUUCUCUCGUCGGAAUUCUCUUAGGUUUCUUCGUUUUCCGCUUCUCAUUAAUGAUGAGGGACUCUUUCCCGCUUCUCGUCGAUGCAAGAUUCUCUUAAGGUUUCUUCUUCCCUUCUCGUCAGUAAAUUCUCUUGGGGUUUCUUCUUUCCCGCUUCUCGAUAUAGGAAUUCUUGGGGUUUUCUUCUUCCGCUUCUCGUCAGUAAUUCUCUUACGGGUUUCUUCUUUCCCGCUUCUCUUAGGUAAAUUCUCUUCGGGGGUUUCUUUUUUUCACUUCGUCAAUUCUCUUAAGGUUUCUUCUUUCCCUUUCGUGAUCAUGAGGAAUUCUCUUAGGGUUUCUUCUUUCCCUUCUGUCAUAGGAGAUUCUCUUAGGUUUCUUCUUUCCACUUCUCGUCAGUGGGAAUUCUCUGCAGGUUUCUUCUUUUCCCCUAUUCUCGUCGAUAGAAUUCUCUUAAGGUUUCUUCUUUCCCCGCUUCUCGUCAGUAGGAAUUCUCUUAGGUUUCUUCUUUCCCUUCUCGUCGAUGAGAAUUCUCUUAGGGUUUUCUUCUUUCCCCUUCUCGUCAGUAGAAUUCUCUUAGGUUUUCUUCUUUUGCUUCUCGUCAAUGGCGAGAAUUCUCUUGGGUUCUUCUUUCCCUUCUCGUCAGUAGAAUUCUCUUGGUUUCUUCUUUCCUUUCUCGUCGAUAGAAUUCUCUUAAGGUUUUUCUUUUGCUUCCCGUCGGUUUCUUCUUUCCCGCUUCUCGUCAGUAGAAAUUCUUCGGUUUCUUUUCCCCUUCUCGUCGAUAGAAUUCUCUUAAGGUUUCUUCUUUCCCGCUUCUCGUCGGUAAAUUCUCUUUCAUUUUUCUUCUUUCCCGCUUCUCGUCGAAUUCUCUUAAGGUUUCUUCUUUUCCCCUUCUCGUCAGUAGGAAUUCUCUUGGGUUUCUUCUUUUUCUUCCCGAUUUUCGUUGAUGAAUUCUCUUUUAAGGUUUUUCUUUCCUUCUCGUCAGUAGGAAUUCUCUUCGGGUUUCUUCUUUCCCGCUUCUCGUCGAUGAAUUCUCUUAGGGUUUCUUCUUUUCCAUCUCGUCAACUUCUCUUAGGUUUCUUUCUUUCCGCUUCUCGUCGAGAAAUUCUCUUAGGUUUCUUCUUUUCCACUUCUCAUCGAAUUCUCUUAAGGUUCUUCUUUCCCCUUCUCGUCGGUAGAAUUCUCUUAGGUUUCUUUUUCCCUUCUCGUCGUGAAGAAUUCUCUGGGUUUCUUCUUUCCCCUUCUCGUUUUCUUCUUUCCGCUUUCGUCGAUAGAAUUCUCUUAAGGUUUCUUCUUCCCGCUUCUCGUCAUUCUAGAAGAUUCUCGCCUCGAGUUUCUUCUUCCUUCUCGUCAGUAGGGAUUUGUUCUUUCUUCUUUUCAUCAGUGAUAAAUUCUUCUGGGUUUCUUUCCAUUCGUCGUUUCUUCUUGCUUCUCGUCGAUAAAGUUCUCUUAGGUUUCUUCUUUCUCUUUUCUCGUCGAUAUUCUCUUAAGGUUUCUUCUUUCCCGCUUCUCGUCAGUAGGAAUCUUAGGUUUCUUCUUUCCCGCUUCUCGUCCGUACCGUUUCUUGGUUUCUUCUUUUCCCUUCUCUCUCGUUUUCUUCUUUCCCUCGUCUCGUCGAUAGAAUUCUCUUGGGGUUUCUUCUUUCCGCUUCUCGUCAUUAGGAAUUCUCUUAAGGUUUUCUUUUCCCGCUUCUCGUCAGUAGGAUUCUCUUAUGGUUUCUUCUUUUCCGCUUCUCAAUUCUCUCUGUUUUUUUCUUUCCAUAUCGUCGGUCGUGUUCUCUUAAGGUUUCUUCUUUCCCGCUUCUCGUCAGUAGAAUUCUCUUGGUUUCUUCUUUCCUUUCUCGAUAGAAUUCUCUGGGAUUUCUUCUUUCCCUUCUGGUCGUUAAAUUCUCUUAGGUUUCUUUUCCGCUUCUCGUCAUUAGGAAUUCUCUUAGGUUUCUUUCUUCCCGCUUCUCGUUUCUUCUUUCCCGCUUCUCGUCAUUCAGGAAUUCUCUUAAAGGUUUCUUCUUCCCACUUUCUCGUCGAUAGAAUUCUCUUGGUUUUCUUCUUUCCCCUUCUAAUCGGUAGAAUUCUCUUAAGGUUUCUUCUUUCCCGCUUCUCGUCGAUAGAAUUUCUCUUGGUUUCUUUUCCCUUCAAUUCUCUUGGGUUUCUUCUUUUCCCCUUUCUCGUCAGUAGUAUUCUCUUAGGUUUUCUUUCCCUUCUCGUCGAUAGAAUUCUCCAAUGUUUCUUUUUUCCCUUUCUCGUCGAUAGUAUUCUCUUAAGGUUUCUUCUUUCCCGCUUCGUCGAUGGAAAUUCUCUGGGUUUCCUUCUUUCCCGCUUCUCGUCAGUAGAAUUCUCUGCGGGUUUCUUCUUUUCCGCUUUUCUCGUCGAUGGGAAUUCUCUUCCAAGGUUUUCUUCUUUCCACUUCUCGUCUGAUAGUAUUCUCUUAAGUUUUCUUCUUUCCCGCUUCUCGUGUUUCUCUCUGGGUUUCUUCUUUUCCCGCUUCUCGUCGAUAGGAAUUCUCUUAAGGUUCUUCUUUCCGCUUCUCGUCAGUAGGAAUUCUCUGGGUUUUUCUUCUUUCCCGCUUCUCGUCGAUAGAAUUCUCUUAAGUAAAAUUCUCUUGGGUUUUCUUCUUUCCGCUUCGUCCAGUAGAAUUCUCUUAGGUUUCCUUCUUUUCCCUUCUCAAUCAGUAGAAUUCUCCCAAGGUUUCUUCUUUCCCGCUUCUCGUCGAGUAGAACUCUUAGGGUUUUCUUCUUUCCCGCUUCUCGUCGAUGGGAAUUCUCUUAAGGUUUCUUCUUUCCUUCUUCAGGUGAUUCUCUAUUCUUCCCCGCUUUCUCGAUUAGAUUCUCUUAAGGUUGUUUCUUUCCCGCUUCUCGUUUCUUCUUUCCCCGCUUCUCGUCGAUUAAAUUCUCUUAGGGUUUCUUUUUUCCCGCUUCUCGUCAGUAGUGUUCCUGUUAGGGUUUCUUCUUUCCCCCUUCUCGAAUUCUCUCUUAGGUUUCUUCUUUCGUCGCUGGGUUGUUCUUUCCCGCUUCUCGUCGGUAGAAUUCUCUUAACGUUUCUUCUUUCCCGCUUCUCGUCGAUAGAAUUCUCUUCCAAGGUUUCUUUUUCCAAAGCUUCUCAAUUCUCUUGGGUUUGUUCUUCCUUUCUCGUCGUAUUCUCUUGGGUUUCUUCUUUCCUUUUAGAUUUCACUUCUUUUUCUUUCCUUCUUCUCGUCAGUAGAAUUCUCUUAAUGUUUUCUUCUUUUCCCUUCUCGUCAUUUAGAAUUCUACCGGUUUCUUCUUUCCCCUUCUCGUCGAUACAAAUUCUCUUAAACUCUUUCUUCUCGUCAGUAGUAUUUCUUCUUUUCCCUUUCCUUCGUUCCUUCUUUCCCACUUCGUCGUCGAUAGGAAUUCUCUUGAGGAUUCUCUCAGUAAGAUUCUUUGUCUUUUCCCGCUUCUCGUCGGUAAAGAUUCUUGAUUUUUCUUUCCGCUUCUCGUCAGUGGGAAUUCUCUUAAGUUUUCUUCUUUCCCGCUUCUCGUCGAUGGGAAUUCUCUGCAGGUUUGUUCUUUUCCACUUCUCUAGAAUUCUCUUGGUUUCUUCUUUCCCCUUCUCGUCAGUACCAAUUCUCUUAAGGUUUCUUCUUUCCCCUUCUCGUCGUAGGAAUUCUCUGGGUUUCUUCUUACUUCUCGUCUUUCUCUUAAGGUUUCUUCUCGUCAGUAGAAUUCUCUUAAGGUUUCUUCUUUUCCUUUCGAUGAGGGCCUCUGGGUUUCUUCUUAAAUUCUCGUCGAUGGUUUGUUCUUUCCCCCUUCUCGUCAGUAGAAUUUCUCUUGGGUUUUCUUCUUUCCCGCUUCUCGUCGAAUUCUCAGUUUUCUUUGCCUCGUAUUCUCUAAGGUUCUUCUUUCCGCUUCUCGUCGUUUUUCUUCUUUCCCACUUCUCGUUGAUGGAUUCUCUCUUAGGUUUUCUUGGGUUUCUUUUCCCGCUUCUCGUCGGUAGAAUUCUCCGCAGGUUUCUUCUUUUCCCGCUUCUCGUCGGUAGAAUUCUCAUAAGUUUCUUCUUUCCCUUCUCUAGAAUUCUCCGUUCUUCUUUCCUUCUCGUCAGUAGAAUUCUCUUAAGGUUUGUUCUUUUCCGCUUCUCGUCGUUAGAGAUUCUCUUAGGUUUGUUCUUUCCGCUUCUCGUCGGUAGUAUUCUCUUGGGUUUCCUUGCCCGCUUCUCGUCCGUUUCGCUUCUUUCCCUUUCUCAGAUAGAAAUCUCCUUGGUUUCUUCUUUGCUUCUCGUCAUGAGGAAUUCUCUUAAGGUUUCUUCUUUCCCCUUGCUUCUCGUCAGUAGAAUUCUCUUAAGGUUUCUUCUUUCCGCUUCUCGUCAGCGCAAAAUUCUCUCUAGGGUUUUCUUCUUUCCCUUUCUCGAUAGGAAUUCUCGCAAGGUUUCUUCUUUCCCGCUUCUCGUCGGUUUCUUCUUUCCGCUUCUCGUCGAUGAAGAUUCUCUUAGGGUUUCUUCUUUCCCCUUCUCGUCUGAUGGAAUUCUCUUAAAGGUUUCUUCUUUCCCUUCUCGUCAGUUUCUUCUUUCCCGCUUCUCGUCGAUAGGAAUUCUCUUAGGUUUUUCUUUCCCGCUUCUCGUCGGUAGUAAAUUCUCUUUGGGUUUCUUCUUUCCCCUUCUCGUCAGUAGAAUUCUCUUAAGGUUUUCUUCUUUCCUUAAAGGUUCUUCUCAUCUUCUCGUCGAGAAUUCUCUUAAGGUUUUUUCUUUCCCGCUUCUCGUCGAUAAAAUUCUCUUCGGGUUCUUUCUUCUCGUCGAUAGAAUUCUCUUAAGGUUUCUUCUUUUUCCCGCUUCUCGUUUUUUUUCUUUCCUUAAGGUUCUUCUUUCGUCAGUAGAAUUCUCGUUUCUUCUUUCCCCUUCUCGUUUCUUUUCCCUUCUCGUCAGUAGAAUUCUCUUAAAGUUUCUUCUUUCCCGCUUCUCGUCGAUACAGAAUUCUCUUAAGGUUUCUUCUUUCCCCUUCUCGAAUUCUCUUAAGGUUUCUUCUUUCCCGCUUCUCGUCAGUAGAAUUCUCUUAAGGUUUCUUCUUUCCGCUUCUCGUCUUCUUAAGGUUUCUUCUUUCCUUCUCGUCGAUAGAAUUUCUCUAAAGUUUUCUUCUUUCCCGCUUCUCGUCAGUAGGAUUCUCUUAAGGUUCUUCUUUCCGCUUCUCGUCGGUACAAUUCUCUUAGGUUUCUUCUUUUCCCUUCUCGUCGAUGGGAAUUCUCUUAGGUUUGACUUCUCGUCUUUCAGGUUUCUUCUUUCCGCUUCUCGUUUUUCUUCUUUCCCGCUUCUCGUCAGUAGAAUUCUCUUAGGUUUCUUCUUUUCUUCCGUCUUCUCGUCGUCGAGUAGAAUUCUCUUAGGUUUCUUCUUUCUUCUCGCCGAUAAAUUCUCUGGGUUUCUUCUUUCCCGCUUCUCGUUUCUUCUUUCCCUUCUCGUCGGUAGAAUUUCUCUUAAAGGGUUUCUUCUUUCCCGCUUCUCGUCGAUAGAAUUCUCUUGGGUUUCUUUUUCCCUUCUCGUCAGUAGUAUUCUCUUAAGGUUUCUUCUUUCCCUUCUCGUCGUAAAUUCUCUUAGGUUUCUUCUUUCCGCUUCUCGUAUUCUCUUAAAUUCUCUUCUUAAGGUUUCUUCUUUCCCGCUUCUCGUCGGUAGAAUUCUCUUAAGGUUUUCUUCUUUCCUUCUCGUCGAUAGGAAUUUCUUCUUUCCCGCUUCUCGUUUCUUCUUUCCCCUUCUCGUCAGUAGAAUUCUCUUAAGGGUUUCUUCUUUCCCCCUUCUCGUCGAUAGAAUUCUCUUAAGGUUCUUCUUUCCCGCUUCUCGUCGUAGAAUUUCUCUUAAGGGUUUCUUCUUUCCCCUUCUCGUUUGUUCUCGUCUAGUCAGUAGGAAUUCUCUUAAGGUUUCUUCUUUCCCGCUUCUCGUCGGUAGAAUUCUCUUAGGCUUUUCUUCUUUCUUCCGCUUCUCUAUUGUCUUGGGAAUUCUCGUUUUCUUCUUUCCGCUUCUCGUCAGUAGAAUUCUCUUAAGGUUUUCUUCUUUCCCGCUUCUCGUUUCUUCUUUCCCGCUUCUCGUCGGUAGAAUUCUCUUAAGGUUUCUUCUUUCCCUUCUCGUCGAUAAAAUUCUCUUAAGGUUUCUUCUUUUCCCGCUUCUCAAUUCUCUUAAAGGUUUCUUCUUUUUCUUCUCGUCGAUAGAAUUUCUUAAGGUUUUGUUCUUUCCCCUUCUCGUCAGUAGGAAUUCUCUUAAGGUUUUCUUCUUUUCCGCUUCUCAAAUUAGUAGUUUCUUCUUUCCCUUCUCGUCAGUAGAGAAUUCUCUUGGGUUUCUUCUUUCCCGCUUCUCGUCGGUGGGGAAUUCUCUAAAGGUUUCUUCUUUCUUUCUCGUCGAUGGGAAUUCUCUUAAGGUUUCUUCUUUCCCCUUCUCGUCUGGGAAUUCUCUUAAGGUUUCUUCUUUCCCGCUUCUCGUCAGUAGAAUUCUCUUAAGGUUUCUUCUUUCCGCUUCUCGUUUCUUCUUUCCGCUUCUCGUCGAUAGGAAUUCUCUUAGGUUUUGUUCUUUCCGCUUCUCGUCGAUAGUUCUCUUAGGUUUCUUCUUUUCCCCUUCUCGUCGGUUUUGUUCUUCUUUCCCACUUCUCGUCUUUCUCUUAAAGGUUUCUUCUCUCGUCAGUAGAAUUCUCUUCGAUAGGUUUGUUCUUUCCCGCUUCUCGUCAGUUUCUUCUUCGCUUCUCGUCGAUAGAAUUCUCUUAAGGUUUUUUCUUCUUUCCCGCUUCUCGUCAGUUUCUUCUUUCCCCUUCUCGUCGAUAGAAUUCAAAGGUUUCUUCUUUCCCUUCUCGUCGAUGAAGAAUUCUCUUAAGGUUUCUUCUUUCCCGCUUCUCGUCGAUAGAAUUCUCUUGGGUUUCUUCUUUCCCGCUUCUCGUUUCUUCUUUCACUUCUCGUCAGUAGUAUUCUCUUGGGUUUCUUCUUUCCGCUUCUCGUCGAUAGAAUUCUCUAAGGUUUCUUCUUUCCCGCUUCUCGUCAGUAGAAUUCUCUUAAAGGUUUUCUUCCUGGGUUUCUUCUUCAGUAGAAUUCUCUUAAGGUUUCUUCUUUUCUUCGUCAGUAGAAUUCUCUUAAGGUUUCUUCUUUCCCGCUUCUCGUCAGUAGGGAUUCUCUUAAAGGUUUCUUCUUUCCCUUCUCGUCGUAGAAUUCUCUUUCCGCUUCUCGGAUUUCUUCUUUCUCGGUUUCUUCUUUCCCUUCUCGUGUUGAAUUCUCUUAGUAGUUUCUUCUUUUCCCGCUUCUCGUCAGUAGAAGAUUCUCUUAAAAGGUUUCUUCUUUCCCGCUUCUCCGAUAGAAUUCUUAAGGUUUCUUCUUUCGCUUCUCGUUUCUUCUUUCCCUUCUCGUCAGUAGAUUUUCUUAAGGUUUCUUCUUUCCUUCUCGUCAGUAGAAAUUGUUCUUUAAGGUUUCUUCUUUCCCUUCUCGUCGAUAGAAUUCUCUUUUUAAGGUUUCUUCUUUCCCGCUUCUCGUCGAUAGGAAUUCUCUUAAGGUUUCUUCCGCUUCUCGUCGGUAGGAAUUCUCUUAAGGUUUUCCCUUCUUUCUUCUUUUCCUUAAGGUUUUCUUCUUUCUGUUUCUUCUUUCCGCUUCUCGUCGAUAGAAUUCUCUUAAAGGUUUCUUCUUUCCCCUUCUCGUCGAUGGGAAUUCUCUUAAGGGUUUCUUCUUUUCCCAGGUUUCUUCUUCUCGUUUCUUCUUUCUUCUCGUCAGUAGAAUUCUCUUGGGUUUCUUCUUUCCCGCUUCUCGUCGAUAGAAUUCUCUUAAGGUUUCUUCUUUCCCGCUUCUCGUCAGUAGAAUUCUUUAAGGUUUCUUCUUUCUUCCCGCUUCUCAAUUCUCUUGGUUUUUCUUCUUUCCUUAAGGUUUCUUCUUUCCCGCUUCUCGUCGAUAGGAAUUCUCUUAAGGUUUCUUCUUUCCCGCUUCUCUCGUCAGUAGGAAUUCUCUUAAGGUUUCUUCUUUCCCCUUCUCGUUUCUUCUUUCCCCUUCUCGUCAGUCGUCAGAAUUCUCUUAAGUUUCUUCUUUCUUUCGUCGAUAGAAUUCUCUUAAGGUUUCUUCUUUCCCCUUCUCGUCGGUCGUAUUCUCUUAAAAGGUUUCUUCUUUCCCGCUUCUCGUCAAAUUCUCUUAAGGUUUCUUCUUUCCCGCUUCUCGUCAGUAGAAUUCUCUUAAGGUUUCUUCUUUCCCUUCCCGUCAGUAGAAUUCUCUUAAGGUUUCUUCUUUCCCGCUUCUCGUCAGUAAGGUUUCUUCUUUCCCUUCUCGUCGAUAGAAUUCUCUUAAGGUUUCUUCUUUCCCUUCUCGUCAGUAGGAAUUCUCUUAAGGUUUUUCUUUUCUUUUCCCGCUUCUCGUCAGUAGGAAUUCUCUUAAGGUUUUCUUCUUUCCCGCUUCUCGUCAGUAGGAAUUCUCUUAAGGGUUUCUUCUUUCCCCUUCUCGUCAGUAGAAUUCUCUUAAGGUUUCUUCUUUCCCGCUUCUCUAGAAUUCUCUUAAGGUUUCUUCUUUCCCGCUUCUCGUCGAUAGGAAUUCUCUUAAGUUUUCUUCUUUCUUCCGUUUCUUCUUUCCGCUUCUCGUCAGUAGAAUUCUCUUCAGUAGGUUUCUUCUUUCUUCUCGUCGAUAGAAUUCUCUUAAGGUUUGUUCUUUUUUCCCUGCUGGGUUUCUUCGUAAAUUCUCUUAAGGUUUCUUCUUUCCCGCUUCUCGUCAGUAGAAUUCUCUUGGGUUUCUUCUUUCCCCUUCUCGUCGAUAGAAUUCUCUUAAGGUUUCUUCUUUCUUCGUCGAUAGAAUUUCUUAAGGUUUCUUCUUUCCGCUUCUCUAGAAUUCUCUUAAGGGUUUGUUCUUUCCCGCUUCUCGUCGAUAGAAUUCUCUUAGGUUUCUUCUUUCCGCUUCUCGUCAGUAGUAUUCUCUUAAGGUUUCUUCUUUCCCCUUCUCGUUUCUUCUUUCUUCUCGUAAGAAUUCUCUUAAGGUUUCUUCUUUCCCGCUUCUCGUCAGUAGAAUUCUUUCUUAAGGGUUUUCUUCUUUCCCUUCUCGUCGAUAGAAUUCUCUUAGGGUUUCUUCUUUCCCGCUUCUCGUCAAAUUCUCUUAAGGUUUCUUCUUUCCCGCUUCUCGUCGAUAGAAUUCUCUUAAGGUUUCUUCUUUCCCGCUUCUCGUCGAAUUCUCUUAAGGGUUUCUUCUUUCUUGGUUUGUUCCUUCUCGUCGGAAUUCUCUUAAGGUUUGUUCUUUCCCUUCUCGUUUCUUCUUUCCCGCUUCUCGUCGAUAGAAUUCUCUUAAGGUUUUCUUCUUUCCGCUUAUCGUCGAUAAUUCUCUUAGUUUCUUCUUCCCGCUUCUCGUCAGUAGAAUUUCUUAAGGUUUAUUCUUUCCCGCUUCUCAGUUUCUUCUUUCCCCUAUUCGUCGAUAGAAUUCUCUUGUUUUCUUCUUUUCCCUUCUCGUGUCCUCUUUUUCUUCUUUCCCUUCUCGUCAGUAGAAUUCUCUUAAGGUUUCUUCUUUCCCGCCUCUCGUCGAUAGAAUUCUCAGGUUUUCUUCUUUCCCUUCUCCUCAGUAGAAGGUUUGUUCUUUCCCUUCUUCAAAUUCUUCAUGGGUUUCUUCUUUUCCCGCUUCUCGUCAGUAGAAUUCUCUUAAGGUUUCUUCUUUCCCUUCUCGUCAGUAGAAUUCUCUUAAUGUUUCUUCUUUCCCUUCUCGUUUCUUCUUUCCCGCUUCUCGUCGAUAGAAUUCUCUUAGGUUUCUUCUUCCCCUUCUCGUCGAGUAGAAUUCUCUUAGGUUUCUUCUUUCUUCUUCGCUUCUCGUCAGUAGAAUUCUUUUGGGUUCUUUUGUUUCUUUCUCUUAAGGUUUCUUCUCGUCUCGUCAGUUUUCUUCUUUCGCUUCUCAUCAGUAGAAUUCAUUUAGGUUUCUUCUUUCCGCUUCUCGUCGAUAGAAUUCUCUUUAGGUUUUCUUCUUUCCCGCUUCUCAUCAGUAGAAUUCUCUUAGGUUUCUUCUUUCCCGCUUCUCGUUUCUUCUUUCCCGCUUUCUCGUCAGUAGAAUUCUCUUUAAGGUUUUCUUCUUCUUUCCCGCUUCUCGUCGAUAGUAUUCUCUUAGGGUUUCUUCUUUCCUUCUCGUCGAUAGAGAUUCUAUUAGGUUCUUCUUUCCCGCUUUUCGUCAGUAGAAUUCUCUUAAGUUUUUUCUUUCCGCUUCUCGUCAGUAGAAUUCUCUUAAGGUUUCUUCUUUUCCCGCUUCUCGUCGAUAGAAUUCUCUUAAGGUUCUUUUCUUUCAUUUUCCUUAAGAAUUCUCCAAGGUUUCUUCUUUCCCUUCUCGUCAGUAAGGUUUCUUCUUUCCUUCUCGUCAGUAGAAUCCUCUUAAGGUUUCUUCUUUCCCGCUUCUCGUUUCUUCUUUCCCUUCUCGUCAGUAGAAUUCUCUUAAGGUUUGUUCUUUCCCUUCUCGUCAGUAGAAUUCUCUUAAGGUUCUUCUUUCCGCUUCUCGUCAGUAGAAUUCUCUUAAGGUUUCUUCUUUCCCGUCGUAGAAUUCUCUUAAGGUUUCUUCUUUCCCCUUCGAUAGAAAUUCUCUUAAGGUUUCUUCUUUCCCGCUUCGUCGAUAGAAUUCUCUUAAGGUUUCUUCUUUCCGCUUCUCGUUUCUUCUUUUCCCUUCUCGUCAGUAGAAUUCUCUUAAGGUUUCUUCUUUCCCGCUUCUCGUCAGUUUCUUCUUUCCCGCUUCUCGUCGAUAGAAUUCUCUUAAGGUUUCUUCUUUCCCGCUUCUCGUCAGUAGAAUUCUCUUGGGUUUCUUCUUUCCCUUCUCGUCAGUAUAGAAUUUUCUUAAGUAGAAUUCUCUUAAGGUUUCUUUUCCCGCUUCUCGUCGAUAGAAUUCUCUUUUGCUUUUUUCUUUCCCGCUUCUCUAGAAUUCUCUUAAGGUUUCUUUCUUUCCCGCUUCUCGUCGAUGGGAAUUCUCUUAAGGUUUGUUCUUUCCCGCUUCUCGUCAGUAGUAUUCUCUUAAGGUUUCUUCUUUCCCGCUUCUCGUCAAAUUCUCUUAAGGUUCCUUCUUUCCGCUUUUCUUCUUUCUUCUUUCCCGCUUCUCGUCGUAGAAUUCUCUUAAGGUUUCUUCUUUCCGCUUCUCUUUUCUUCUUUCCGCUUCUCGUCAGUAGAAUUCUCUUAAGGUUUCUUCUUUCCCCUUCUCGUCAGUACGAAUUCUCUAAGGUUUCUUCUUUCUUCUUCUGGGGUUUCUUCCCGCUUCUCGUUUCUUCUUUCCGCUUCUCGUCGAGUAGAAUUCUCUUAGGGUUUCUUCUUUCCCUUCUCGUAGUUUCUUCUCUUAAGAUUCUUUCUUCUUCUUUCCCCUUCUCAAUUCUCUGGGUUUCUUCUUUCCCGCUUCUUAAGAAUUUUGUUUCUUCUUUCCGCUUCUCUAGAAUUCUCUUAAGGUUUCUUCUCCAGGUUUGUUUCUUUCCCUUCUCGUCAGUAGAAUUUCUUCAGGUUUCUUCUUUUCCGCUUCUCGUCGAUAGAAUUCUCUGCUGGUUUCUUUCCUUCCCGUCGUUUCUUCUUUUUCCUUCUCGUCGUAGAAUUCUCUUAAGGUUUCUUUCUUUCCCGCUUCUCGUCGAUAGAAUUCUCUUAAGGUUUCUUCUUUCCCGCUUCUCUAGAAUUCUCUUAAGGUUUCUUCUUUUCCGCUUCUCGUCGAUAGAAUUCUUCUCGUCGAUAGAAUUCUCUUCGGGUUAUUUCUUUCCGCUUCUCGUCGAUAGAAUUCUCUUAAGGUUUCUUCUUUCCGCUUCUCGUCAGUUUCUUCUUUCCCGCUUCUCGUCAAGUAGAAUUCUCUUAAGGGUUCUUUCCCUUCUCGUCGAUAGAAUUCUCUUGGGUUUCUUCUUUCCCCUUCUCGUCGAUAGAAUUCUCUUAGGUUUCUUCUUCCCGCUUCUCGUCAUUUUCUUCUUUCUUCUCGUCGAUAGAAUUCUCUUAAGGUUUUUCUUUCCGCUUCUCAAUUCUCUUAAGUUUUCUUCUUUCCCGCUUCUCGUCAGUAGAAUUCUCUUAGGUUUGUUCUUUUCCCUUCUCGUCAGUAGAAUUCUCUUAGGGUUUCUUCUUUUCUUCUCGUCGAUAGAAUUCUCUUUAAGGUUUCUUCUUUCCCGCUUCUCGUCAAAUUCUCUUAAGGUUUCUUCUUUCCCGCUUCUCGUCGAUAGAAUUCUCUUAAGGUUUCUUCUUUCCCUUCUCGUUUCUUCUUUUCCCUUUCUCGUAGGGGUUUUCUUUCUUCUCGUCAGUAGAAUUCUCUUAAGGUUUCUUCUUUUCUUCUUUCCCGCUUCUCGCUUCAGUAGAAUUCUCUUAAGGUUUCUUCUUUCCCGCUUCUCAAUUCUCUUAAGUUUCUUCUUUCCCGCUUUCGUCAGUAGAAUUCUCUUAGGUUUCUUCUUCCCGCUUCUCGUCAGUAGAAUUCUCUUAAGGUUUCUUCUUUCCCCUUCUCGUUUCUUCUUUCCGCUUCUCGUCAGUAGAAUUCUCUUAAGGUUUCUUCUUUCCCUUCUCGUCGAUAGAAUUCUCUUAAGGUUUUUCUUUCUUCUCCGUUUCUUCUCUAGAAUUCUCUUAAGUUUUUCUUUCCGCUUCUCGUCAGUAGAAUUCUCGUUUCUUCUUUCCCUUCUCAGGUUUUUCUUUCCGCUUCGUCAGUCGGAAUUCUCUUCAGUAGAAGGUUUCUUUUUCUUCUUUCUCGUCAGUAGAAUUCUCUUAAGGUUUCUUCUUUCUCGCUUCUCGUCACAUCUGAUUCGACGUGUGAAUUCUUUUUGCCAGUCUCUCCCUCAAUUUGCCUGUCUUUCUUUCUCUCUUUGUAGGUUUUUCAUUCGGGUUUUCCUUUUCUUUUCACCUAAUUUAAACCCCCUUUCUUCAUUAACUUAUUAUUACCUAUCUAUCUGUCUCUGUAUUUCUAACUUUAUCUAUCUAUCUAUCUAUCUAUCUAUCUAUCUAUCUAUCUCAUUCUUUUUUUUCUUUCUUUCUAUCUAUCUAUCUAUCUAUCUAUCUAUCUAUCUAUCUAUCUCAUUCUUUUUCUGUCUGUCUGUCUAUCUAUAUAUCUAUCUAUCUAUCUCAUUCUUUUUCUAUCUCUCUGUCUGUCUAUCUAUCUAUCUAUCUAUCUAUUUAUCUCAAUCUGCCCUUAAUUGGUCACUUCGACGUUGCAUAGUUCAUUCUUUUUUUUGCAAUCUAUUUCUAUCUCUCUCUCUUUCUAUCUAUCUAUCUAUCUCUAUAUUUCUCUUUCUCCCUCUCUAA
This is a messenger RNA of Acanthosepion pharaonis, 21714 nucleotides long. The record is from the annotation of a GenBank genome assembly. Lineage: Eukaryota; Metazoa; Mollusca; Cephalopoda; Sepiida; Sepiidae.